This is a messenger RNA of Phytophthora sojae, 486 nucleotides long. RefSeq lists its product as hypothetical. The coding region runs from base 1 to 486 and encodes 161 amino acids. The record is from RefSeq and is a predicted model, not a curated record. Lineage: Eukaryota; Oomycota; Peronosporomycetes; Peronosporales; Peronosporaceae. The transcript is spliced from 3 exons.
AUGGAGUUUCUCGCCUCGAAGAUCCUGCCGUUCGAGAUGCAUGCGACGGCGACACAGUUCUGGCGCUCGAUGGCUCAACCACACCUCAAGCUCCGCGAUGGCCACUACUCGUUGGUUGACGGCACGGAAGACACACUAUCGGCGAAAAUGGCAUUCACUGUGCGGCACAAGAAACACCAAGUGAUCAAAGACGCCUGGUUCGUGGUCAAGCGCUUUAUCGAAGAAGACAGAUGUGUAUUUGUAUGGGCCUGCGAGACCAAAGUUGAAGGAACUCUUAGCGCCGCUCAAAGCAUGCGUCAUCGUGAUUCUGGGUGGACGUUGUCCUGUGUGCAAGUAAGAACAGAACUACCGGAGGUGAUGCCAAACAGUCAGGAGGAAGUGGCGAUACUGACAGACAUCGUCACCUCUUCCUUUCUCGAAAACCUGGACGGCAUCCACCAAUCUGUCGAAGAUGCUCUGCUGGAAGAAGCUAUGCGACUGAAUUGA